Molecule: messenger RNA, 597 nt
Organism: Branchiostoma belcheri (Belcher's lancelet)
Lineage: Eukaryota; Metazoa; Chordata; Leptocardii; Amphioxiformes; Branchiostomatidae
Product: carboxylesterase 1E-like
Exons: 2
Coding region: 115-597 (160 amino acids)
Biological process (GO): neuron cell-cell adhesion; postsynaptic membrane assembly; presynaptic membrane assembly
Cellular component (GO): synapse; cell surface
Molecular function (GO): signaling receptor activity; neurexin family protein binding
Source: RefSeq, a predicted model, not a curated record
UCAAAUUUGCCUGAGAUAAUAUCUUCUCUGUUUUACUUGCAGGCAAGACAGCAGAUGCUGACUGCGUUUACCGUUACCAGACACAACGAGGAGCCAAGGUAGUAACGGGUAAACAUGGCCCCGAGAUGCGGGACUUUGCUGUUAAUGUGGGCUCUUCUCCACUUCUUUGGAGUUACUUCUUCUUCUUCGCCCGUGAUGACCAAGUACGGACAGGUAAGCGGCAUCACGGUGACGCCGGCUAGAGACCUGAAGCCGGUUGUCCAGUACCUCGGGAUCCCGUACGCUCUCCCGCCGAAGGGCAGCCUGCGUUUUCGGCCGCCGCAGCCCCCCAAGCCGUGGACAGGCGUGCGGAACUUCACCGCGUUUGGCCCCGUGUGCCCGCAGAUGAUCAACGAUACCGAGAACUGGCAGAAGCAGGGGGCCUCCGUCCAGAGGAUGCGGCUGGCCAUGCUGCCUUUCCUGAAGCUGAUGGACGAAGACUGCCUCUAUCUUAAUGUGUACAAACGAGCGGACUUGGCGGUUAGUUUUCGAUCAUUAGGAACGGGUCGGUUAACGAUUGGAGCGGCAAACAGGAUCGUGGUCACCCGGGUAGCUUGA